AUGGUGCAGACUUCUUGUCAUCUCUGUCAUUCUUAUGCAGACUCUUCAAGAUGUCACCUAAUAUACCUUGGGAUAUCUUGGGAUGCAACCAUCUGCAACCCCAGACAGUUCAGACAGUUGGCACUUCAGGGACUCUCCAAGUACCACGACAAGAAUCCCUAUGCCUUCGGGGAUGGCCCGCCACUUCAGUAUGACCCAGCAGAGGCCACAACUAUCAUCAUGGGUGGAAACUCCAACUGGCGCGGUCCUGUUUGGUUUCCCAUCAAUUACCUUCUCAUUGAGUCCUUGCAGAAGUUUCAUCAAUACUAUGGGGAUGAAUACCUCAUCGAGUUCCCAACAGGUUCUGGACAGAAGAUGAACAUCUUGAAGAUCGCCGAUCAGCUGUCAGAGCGUCUCAUCCACAUCUUCGAAAGAGACAAGGAUGGUUAUCGACCGGCCAUGAACUUGCACCCGAAGAUGAAGGAGGAUCACUUUCACGAAAACAUUCUGUUUUACGAGUACUUCCACGGAGACACCGGAAGAGGUGUUGGCUCUUCCCAUCAAACAGGUUGGACAGGUCUCGUGGCCAAAUUGAUUCAAGCUCGAGGACAAGAGGAUGCACAUGAGUCUUAG
Cladocopium goreaui is the source of this 612-nucleotide messenger RNA. NCBI's taxonomy places the organism in Eukaryota, Dinophyceae, Suessiales, Symbiodiniaceae. The record is from the annotation of a GenBank genome assembly.